Molecule: messenger RNA, 4361 nt
Organism: Carassius auratus (goldfish)
Lineage: Eukaryota; Metazoa; Chordata; Actinopteri; Cypriniformes; Cyprinidae
Product: endophilin-A3-like
Exons: 20
Coding region: 2607-3650 (347 amino acids)
Biological process (GO): synaptic vesicle uncoating
Cellular component (GO): glutamatergic synapse; cytoplasm; presynapse
Molecular function (GO): protein binding
Source: RefSeq, a predicted model, not a curated record
CCAGCUAAAAACUGGCCGUUCACACUGAGACUGGCUCAAACACUUUGUCUCAAUGAAUACACAGCUGCCAAAAAGACUCAUCUUUGUCUCCAGAUGCUAGACAAACAUGAAAUUUGGAUUUGUUAAAACUCCUAGUUGACUGCCUUUACCAAAGUAUAAAGGGAAGUUUCAUCAUGGAGAACAGCUUAAGCCAAGAAACAGAGGAAAAUCCCUAUCUGUGAAAGUUUUCAGAGAACACCGCCCCUCAGACAUAAAUGGAGAAAGCACUACUGAGGCCUGGGCAGCAACAAACUACUGGAGCCAAAUAAGGAGGAUGACAAAAGAGAGAAUGGAGAGGUGACAGAUGCCCUCACCAGCAGGAACGCAGACCCUACGAAGUUUACUGCAUCUAAGGCAUGCCAUCUUUUAAAAGCCAUGGAGGCACAAUACGGACAGUACCAGAGCAGACCAAACCUAAAGCCAGCCAAGCAUGGCAACACUUGGGUCGACCAGAGAAGGUCAUUUUAAGAAAAAGGGCUGCUGAUGUGCUCUUUGAUAGUUUUGCCUCUGGGAGAAGAGUCAACUGCAAUCAGUUUUUUGAGGUCCUGUGGAGCUCAGGAAUCAUCCGAACAGACCCCCGGAUUAAGGACUGCUACGGCCUGAUGCGGAAAUUACAGGAAGCAGAUGGAACUGUUGACAGGAACACUCUUCACAGGCCAGACUGAAUGUUGACACCAGUAGUCAAAUUUAAAGCAUCUUAAAUAUAAAUACUAAACACCCCUAAUCUUUAAUGCUGUUAAUAUGCUUCAUUUGUGAACAUCUUGCAGGUGCAUGACUGGCUUUGUGUCUUUCAUCCUGAAGGCAUUUGCAGGGAAGAUUUGUCAUUCCAGAUUUCUCUACUUUCACAGAGGAAACACAAAAGCUGUUUAUUAAAUGCAAACAACUCUCCUCUGUGAAGGAGAAAGAAGACGUGAGAGAGGGUGGCAAGAAAUGGGGCGUUUCAGUUUGUACCGAGGAUUGACAGAGGAGACUUGGCUGAACCUUGCAUUCUGGGGAGAUUUCAUAUAUGGUCUCGCAGUGGACCAGCAAGGUUCUGACUAUGUGCAAAAAUUUGUAGGGAUGGAGGAAUAUCCCAAAUACGAGUCUCCAUUUACCCUGACCAAGCAAGGAAUGUUCAGUCAGUUCAUUCCAAAUAUUCCACUUCUUUGAUUUAUGUUCAGUUCUGGACUCAAGAGUUUGAUGUUCAGUUCAAAGACUUUUUGGCUUAGCAGUGCUUAAAUACAGCAAACGUGCUUGCAGGUGUGUCUCAUAGUCCGCUGGUUGAGUCAGGAGCAAUUAUCUGCACUUCUUUAUUACAGGUAACAGUGUUGCUUGUUUAAAAAUAAACAAAAAUGUGCUUUUAUUGACUGUUUUCGUCAUAAAACAGCUGCCAACCAGACCAGUCACUGACGAAUAAGAAAAGUAUGUAAGCUUAAAUUUUACAUUAACCAGCUACAUUUAAUGAUAAAUAAAGCAUAAAAGCAAUCUUAAAGCAAACCACUUUCUCACAGGUUUUGAUUAUCAUCAGAAGACAAAGAGCAUGCAAACCUAAACUGCACCAGGUAUUUUUAUGUGAUUUUUAUGAUCAAACUAACAAUAAUCAUCACACACCUGCAGAUAAUAGAUAAGUGUGUAGGAAAAAGACCAAAAAGUAAAAAAAAAACUAUGUAACAAAAGAAAAACCUGCAGGCCAUGUGAUUUUUAUGAGAUAUUGAUUUUUUUUUCUGUUAUUCAGUGUUUAUUUGUUAGUGUUAAUUGUAACCGUCAUCACUGCUGUUGCAGUUAUCAAAACCUGUUAAAAGACAUCAUCCAUCUCCACGCUCUUUCAUUUUACUUACAAGAGAAGAAAGUAAGUCUAGGAUAAUUCCCCGAAAGAUCAAUUUUGGUUCUACAUCACACAGGGUCUUUUAAUCUCAUCUGUUUUGCAUAACUAAACCAUUCCAGUGCUUUCCAGAAGGUGUGGGGAUCAAUUCUACACUGGAUUUAAUGUUACAGGUAUUCAGUUUUAUGUAUUAUAUUCUUGAUAAGAAUGAAUGCAUGGUUGAAUUUUCAUUUUGCAUAUGUCUCAGUGUUUAUCUAUAGAAGUCACCUGCGAGUCUGGCGUGGGAUUGGCUGAAACCCUAGGUAAUGGAUGACUGUGCCCCUUUUCAGGUGACCAAGUGAUGUCACCCCACCCCAUCCGCAGCAUGCUUUCCCAUGAUGCAGGGGGCUGGAAUGAAUGAUUAUUCCAGAAUGUUUCAUUUCAAGACAUCUGUGCCUGGGAAGUCCAGUUUGUCUGGUGUCGUACUGAUCCUGCGUGGUUCCUGGGGUUCUGAGACUCAUGUGUCGGUCUCCUGGACUGGACUGCAAUGAAAAUUCAUGGAGGAAAUUCAUGGAGGGGUGUCCAUUUCUUUGAGGUGAAGUUCAGAUGUGAAUGCUGUGGAUUAUGAUGGACGGUCAGCGCUGCAUGUCACAGCCUCUGAGGGCCAUCUGGAUGUCAUCAAGUUCCUGGUGGAGAACGCAGGGGCAGACUGCACACUCAAGGACAGUUGCUAAAGGAAAAGAUCAAUGGAGUUGAAGGAACAAAACUGGAUGAGGAAUUCCUCAACAUGGAAAGGAAAACUGAUAUUACCCACAAACUGAUUCUCGACCUUGUUCCAAAAACUAUAGGAUAUCUUCAGCCAAACCCAGCAUACAGAGCAAAACUCAGCAUGCUCAAUACAGUGUCCAAAAUUCGUGGGCAGGUGAAGGCUGUGGGCUAUCCUCAGACAGAGGGCAUUCUUGGAGACUGCAUGCUGCGCUAUGGCAAUGAGCUUGGAGCAGAGUCUGGUUUUGGUUUUGCUCUGCUUGAAAUGGGAGAGUCUUUGAAACAAGUAGCCCAGGCAAAAGACUGCAUGGAUGUCCGAGUGAAACGAACCUUCAUUGAUCCUCUGCUGUCCCUGCAGCACAAAGAGCUGAAGGAAAUCGCGUAUCAUCUGAAAAAACUUGAAGGUCGGCGUCUAGAUUUUGAUUACAAAAAAAGGCGUAAAGGAAAGAUUGCAGACUCCGAAAUUAAGAAAGCAUUUGAAAAGUUUGAAGAAUCCAAAGAACUGGCUGAGAGAAGCAUGUUUAAUCUCCUAGAGAGAGACGUACAACGUCUGCAACACCUCUCCGGUCUCUUAGAAGCAGUAAUGGACUACCACCGCCAGUCACACCAGAUUCUAGAACAUCUCAGGAGUAGUUUACAGAGCAGGAUAGCAGACGCAAGCAAUCAACCCAAAAGGGAAUUUGCAUCUAAAUCAGUUGCGAGCACAGUGUGCUACACGGAUACUUAUGGAUUUUCCACAUGCUCAUCAGAUACUGAGAUUACCGAAGCUUUGAGUGAAAAAUAUGCAACGGUUGUGGUUCACCCUCCUGACAAAGUCACCAUUAAAGCUCAAACAACAGACAGGCCGUCCAGUGACAAUGAUAGCGGGCUCCCUUUGGAUCAGCCUUGCUGUCAGGCACUUUACAGUUUCCAGCCAGAAAACCAGGGCGAGCUGGGCUUUAAGGAGGGCGACAUCAUCAUUCUGACCAGCCAGAUCGAUGAGAACUGGUGUGAGGGAAUGAUCAGAGGGGAGGCUGGCUUAUUUCCCAUGAACUACGUCAAAGUACUUGUACCUCUGCCGCAAUGACAGCAGGAAGGCACUGCAGCUGGACAACAUGAACUGUGCCAGUUUUUUUAGAUUAAAAAAACUUUUCUUUAAAUAUUAUUGAUUAUUUGAUAAUGAUUAAUAUGUGAAGCACUUCUGAGCCCAUGCUUUAUAUUUAUCUAUAUUAUCACUAUGCAAAGUAACGUACCCUGCCUUGUAUUCCUUAUCUGAUUAUUUUUUAUGAAUCUUAAAAUGUUACAUAAAUAUGCUGCUAUAAAAAAACACAAGUAUCAUUUAUGUUAUACUGUAAGUGCACUAUGAAUGUUCAUAUAAAUUAUAAUUUUAAUACAAUGUGGUCAUGGACUGAUUAGUUUUACUCUUUUUAAAUAGCACUUAAAUCGAAAAAUUUAAUUACUUAUCCAAAAUUAUUUUAUUUUUUCUUUGUCUCUCCUUGUGCACUGCAUUAAAUAUUCUAGUACUGUUGGUCUUAUUGCAGAAUAACUUACGUGUACUUGUAUUUAAAAGCACUACAGACAUUUGAAUGCAUAUUCCUUGACAGACGUGUUCAACUUUGACACACAAAAUAAAUGACUUGCCUUCCCCACACAAGAUGCGUUGCUGUAAUUCCGAAUGUUUCCUGUUUUUGAACCCAGCAGCUCGCCGUAGUGGCGGUAACAUACUGGAACAACGGAUGUUCAAACUUUAUUGAUAUGAGUUUUACUUUCAAAUAAAAGGACUCAUCUGUUCAACCAC